This is a messenger RNA of Phanerochaete carnosa HHB-10118-sp, 1708 nucleotides long. RefSeq lists its product as uncharacterized. The coding region runs from base 115 to 1416 and encodes 433 amino acids. Lineage: Eukaryota; Fungi; Basidiomycota; Agaricomycetes; Polyporales; Phanerochaetaceae. The transcript is spliced from 5 exons. The record is from RefSeq and is a predicted model, not a curated record.
GAUUUUUCUCUUGGGCUGCCCGGUAGCGCCCCUGGUCAACCCUUUUCGUUUACUUUUCAUUUUCGCUCUCAGGCAGGCCCUUCUCGCUUUGACAGCUCGAGUUCAAGGUUAGUCAUGCGCUUCUCGGCCAAUUUCGUUGCUCUUGCGGCACCCCUCCUUGUUUCGGCCCUUCCCUUCAAGAGGACGGCUUCCGCGAACGAUCUUUUGGUUCUGAAAUUUGCUCAAGUGCUUGAGCAGCUCGAGACGCAAUUCUAUACGGAGGCACUACAGACGUUUCAAGAGAUCGAUUUCAUCACAGCAGGAUUUGCCACAGCCGAGAUUGCCAUACAACAAUUCACAGCUAUUCAGAGCGAUGAAAGUACACACACCACGGUGCUCACGUCUACCAUCCAGUCUUUGGGAGACCAACCGAUUAGUGGAUGUUUAUUCGACUUCAGCUCGGUCCUCACCGACGUGACGACCAUGGCGGCCACCGCCCGCGUUGUAGAGAAUCUGGGUGUUGCUGCCUAUCUCGGCGCCGCGAAUCUCCUUGAUGAUCCUGUGUUGCUUACCGACGCAGCAACCAUCUUGACAGUGGAGGCCCGCCACCAGACCGUAUUGAACAUCUUCAAUGGCGGUAGCGCGAUACCACAGGCAUUUGAUAUUGCAUUUACGCCGUCGCAAGUUCUUGCCGUCGCUGGCCAGUUCAUCUCUGGUUGCGAUCUCGGUGUUCCCGCCAACCCUACGCUUACCGUGACGAACACGGGCACCGUUGCCCCGGGCACCUCCCUGACCUUCUCUUCUACCGCCAUCAACGGUAGCACCGAUGGUCUCUUCUGCCAGAUGAUAGUGGGUGGUGCCCCUAUCGCCCUCACCUUCCCGUACGAUCAGUGUAUCGUCCCUCAAGGCAUCGACGGCCCCGUCGCGCUGUAUAUCACUUCGGACGACCAGCCGCUUGCAAACGACAUCAUCGAACAAGCGACGAUUGACCUUAUCGCAGGUCCCACCAUGGCCUUCAUCGACACCGUCCCCGAUGACCUGAGCGGCCUCGUGCUCCCCGGCUCGUCGAGUUCUGGCUCCGGCUCCUCUGGUUCGGGCUCGUCGACCGUGUCUGCCACCGUCAGCUCGAGCACGUCCGUCACGACCAUCACGCCGGACCAGGAGAGCUCGAUCCUCGCGAGCCUCUCCGCCAGCCCGACGACGUUAACCGUCCCGCCGUCUGGCGCAGCUGCCGCCUCCGCCGCUGGUGCGGCCCCUACCGCGACUGCUGGUGCGUCUUCCGGAAACGACAAUGCCGCGACUGGGUCUACGUCCGUCGUGACCGCGCUCGGCGGACCCAACAUGUUCACCGGCCCAGUCAACAAUGGCACCGUAAUUGUCCUCGGUUGGACGACCGUCCCAGCGUCAUCCGUCCCAGCGCCGUCCGUCGGGCAGUGAUCAUCCUUCCGAGUAGCUUUGGGUUGUGUUACGGACACCGCGGUCUUGAAGGCCUCCUUUGACGAGAUUUCGGACUCUUUUUCUUCGUUUGGUGACACUGACGGUGCGCGUCAGUUGUAGUCCUCGUGGAUAUACCUCACUGGUCCUUCCUCCCUGUCCUUGCUCUAAGAGUUUGUUUCCCAUCUACUGUGUAGCGACCAAUACAUCUGGAGAGCGAAACAGAAGCACGCCGUCAAUGCGGUCGAUGGCGCGUUUGCUUGGGCCACAUAACAUGCAACUUCCUACUCAAGCC